Sinocyclocheilus grahami is the source of this 1672-nucleotide messenger RNA. RefSeq names its product zinc transporter ZIP8-like. The transcript has 8 exons. The record is from RefSeq and is a predicted model, not a curated record. Gene Ontology annotation, cellular component: plasma membrane. NCBI's taxonomy places the organism in Eukaryota, Metazoa, Chordata, Actinopteri, Cypriniformes, Cyprinidae. Gene Ontology annotation, biological process: intracellular monoatomic cation homeostasis; zinc ion import across plasma membrane. The coding region runs from base 479 to 1672 and encodes 397 amino acids. Gene Ontology annotation, molecular function: zinc ion transmembrane transporter activity; monoatomic cation:bicarbonate symporter activity.
CAAUGUUUGCACGGCGUUUUUCACAUGCUGUUCACAAGCAUGUUUUGCCUGUAGCUAUAGUGUCUUGCAAACGUUUCUUUAGUGUAAUUCAUUUGUACUCGAUCUCAUAUCAGAAUAACGGGAUGGUUUUGAUGAAGCCACUUCUGCUGGAUUACAGUCAGGAUGUUUUGUCCGCAGGGGCUGCUGGUUUGAGCACUGGUUUGUUUGUUUGUUUGUUUGUUUGUUUGUGGGUGAAACAAGCGGAAUUUAUCAUGGUUGGCCGGGUGCCAAAUGGAGGCGCGACAUAUCGGUCAGGUCACCGAGGAUACUAAUAGUGAAGAAAUAAUGAACUCUUUUAAUUGUUCUUAUCUUUAUUCUUAAGAUGCAACUUUGCUUGCUGGUGUGUUGCUGUGUUAGAUUCAGCCCUGAUCCCGUUUAAAACUCUCGCUGCUCUUGCUUCAUUCGGAUCGCUUCAGACGGAAACGUGUGGUCUGUAAGCAUGGCAGGCAUUCCCAAAUCUUUCACUCAUGUGUUCAUAGGCUUUCUAAUAACUGUAAUCUCAAGAUUAAGAGCCAGCUCUCUGCAGCAGGUUUUCGUGAAGGAUAUUGUAGCUGUUUAUGGAAAAAACGGUUCACUGGAUCUCAAUGGCAUUAACAGUUUAUUGGAGACAAUUGUGCAAGACAAAUUGGAUCCGAACAUUCCUCUGCAUGCUCAGUGUGUGUCCGGAGAAGAUAUUCUGGUGCACUAUGGGCUUCAGAACCUCUCUCAUCUGACAGAGGAACAUCUGGUCACUGUCUGCCCGGCUCUGCUCAACCAAGCUGUACUGCCACCCUGUUCAACUGAACCUCCAGUACACAGUGACACUGAUCUGCGUGUAUGGGGAUUUGGCUUCUUGGCAGUUACCAUCAUUAAUCUGGCCUCACUGUUGGGUCUGACUCUCAUUCCCGUAACUAAAAAGCCCUACUUCCCCAAAGUGCUCACAUACUUCAUUGGUCUAGCUGUUGGCACGCUCUUCUCCAAUGCUGCUCUCCAACUUAUACCUGAGGCCUUUGGAUUUGACCCAAAAGCAGACGGUUACGUUCUCCAAGCUGUUGGGAUCUUUGGAGGAUUCUAUGCGCUGUACGUCACUGAAAAAAUCCUGAGGAUAGUCCUGAAACCAGAACAUGAGGGCCACGGACACAGUCACUUCCAGCCCAUGGAGGGCAUCCAACAGAAUGGCGCCAUCAAUACGGUGGAUUCUGACUUCAACUUUGCCAGUAGUGACAAAGCAAGCAUAACCUCUGACCCUCCAGUGGAGCAGGGGUCCUGCAGAUGGCUCAGAGGAAGACGGCUGGCCAGCGUGAAGACUGUGGCAUGGAUGAUUUCCCUCAGCGAUGCUCUCCACAACUUCAUUGACGGACUGGCCAUCGGCGCUUCGUUCACCGUGUCUGUUCUCAGCGGCUUUAGCACUUCUAUCGCUAUCGUCUGUGAGGAAUUCCCUCAUGAGCUGGGCGACUUUAUUAUCCUGCUGAACGCAGGGUUGAGCGUUCCACAGGCCGUCUUCUUCAACCUGCUGUCUGCUAUGUCCUGCUACUUGGGCCUGGUCCUGGGCAUCUUGUUGGGUAGCACUUUUGCGCCCAGCAUCAUCUUUGCCUUUGCUGGUGGCAUGUUCCUUUACAUCGCCUUGGCUGAUAUGGUAAGAGCAGUGUGUUGA